Messenger RNA from Orcinus orca (killer whale), 477 nucleotides. RefSeq names its product keratin-associated protein 13-2-like. The transcript has a single exon. Bases 1 to 477 code for a protein of 158 amino acids. Lineage: Eukaryota; Metazoa; Chordata; Mammalia; Artiodactyla; Delphinidae. The record is from RefSeq and is a predicted model, not a curated record.
AUGUACUACAACUGCUGCCCUGGAAACUUCCCCUCCUGCUCCCUUGGAGGCUAUCUGCGCUGCCCAGGCUCCUUCCAGCCCAGCAACCUGGUCUACAGCACUGACCUCUGCUCUCCUAGCACCUGCCUGCUGGGCUCCUCUCUAUUACGAAGCUGUCAGGAGAACUGCUAUGAGCCCAUCAGGUUCCAGACAUCUCGUGUGAUGUCCUUUCCCUGCCAGACAUCCUGCUACCACCCCAGGACCUCCAGGCUCUGCAGUUCCUGCUGGACAACUUAUGCUGGGUGUCUGGGCUUUAAGUCCAGCAGUUGCCUCUCCUUGAGCUCUGGAUACAGAAGCUGCUACUCAAUGGGCUUUGGAUCCCAUGGCUUCAGACCCCUGGGUUAUGGAGUCUGUGGCUUCCCUUCUCUGGGCUGUGGAUCCAGAUUCUGGCACCCAAUCACGGAGUUUCCGUUCAUCUUGUUACUGGCCAAUCUGUAG